Nilaparvata lugens (brown planthopper) is the source of this 3573-nucleotide messenger RNA. RefSeq names its product carbonic anhydrase. The record is from RefSeq and is a predicted model, not a curated record. Gene Ontology annotation, molecular function: carbonate dehydratase activity; zinc ion binding. The transcript is spliced from 9 exons. The coding region runs from base 75 to 1256 and encodes 393 amino acids. Gene Ontology annotation, cellular component: cytoplasm. Lineage: Eukaryota; Metazoa; Arthropoda; Insecta; Hemiptera; Delphacidae.
ACAGCUGAGCAGUUGAGCGCGCCUAGCGGUGAAGUGCGGAACUACGAGUGCGGUCUGUGAUUUUUGCAGUCGGAAUGGGUUACUACGGCAGAGGUGGAAGGACAUUGUCGGCUUGUCUUCUCAAUCAGAGUUCCUCGUUUUCGAGGAUUGUUUUAUGCUUUCUACUGCUGAUUUUGACAGUUCAUGCAUCUGCAGACUGGCACUACAGUGAAGACAGUUGGACCGGAGUGUGUAGGGAUGGAAAGCGUCAGUCACCGGUGGAUCUCGACGAGGAAAAGGCCAAAGUGGAGGUGACUCAGCCACUCAUCUUCCUCAGAUACGACAGACCUGUGCAGGCCAAUCUAUCCAACAAUGGACACACCGUUGUGUUGAACGUGGAGCAGCAGUGUGAAGUGGCCAUUGCCUCUGGAGGAUUGCGAGGCGUCUACCAACUCGAUGAAAUACAUUUCCAUUGGGAGGCUGAGCAUACCAUUGUUGGCAACAGGUAUUACAAACUAAUACAAUCAUUAUCACUGCAAUUAUCAUGGAUUACCUAUGAAAUGCUACAAGAAGGAAGGAAAUACAUACUAGGUAAUGGAAAGGUUGUGUUGAACGUGGAGCAGCAGUGUGAAGUGGCCAUUGCCUCUGGAGGAUUGCGAGGCGUCUACCAACUCGAUGAAAUACAUUUCCAUUGGGAGGCUGAGCAUACCAUUGUUGGCAACAGACUGCCACUAGAAGUGCAUUUCGUGCAUCACAAUGUACUCUUCAACAACAUCUCGCAUGCUCUUCAACAUCCUCAGGGACUGGCUGUGGUUGCUGUCCUAUUUCAUGAAGUAGACUUUGAGAGCUCUAACAUGGUGCCUGUGUUGGACGCCCUGGAGGAGACGGCAGGCUCGGUGGGGGAGUCCACCCGCCUGGCCGUGCCCUUUUCCCCCGCCACCCUCCUGCCCGACGACAGGUCCCGAUUCUACCGCUACCAGGGUUCACUCACGACACCCCCUUGCACCGAGUCGGUCGUGUGGACUGUCAUGCACUCAUCAGUACCCAUAUCCAAGUUCCAGUUGGAGAAGUUCAGAACAGUGAACUCUACCUCGGGUCUCCUGGACGCCAACUUCCGCCGAACCCAUCCACUCAACGGGCGAACCAUCCAUCUGAUAACCGACGACGAAGUCGACAUCACAGACAACGAGAUUUCGGCCGCGACCACACCGCACAUCUGUCACAAAACAUUCAUCCCGAUCGUUGCACUAGCCGCGUUCACGUUGAGUCGAUUCUAAGGAAAAUCUAGUCCCACACAUCAGCUGUAUACAUUCCAUCCAUUCCUUUCAAUUGUUUCAUGUUCAAGUAGUCUAAUUAGAAAUUGUUAUCAUUCCUUUAUCAUUGCAACAUAUCAAAUAUCACCGAGAAUUAGGGAUAGGACAACCGUCAAUGAAUAUUACUGUACUGGAUUACAGUUUCAUCCUAGUGAUCAUUCAUUUAUCAUUGCUACAUAUCAAAUAUCACCGAGAAUUAGGGAUAAGAAAACCGUCAAUGAAUUUUACUGUAUUGAUUGUGUAAUGUUACUGUAUUGGAUUACAGUUUCAUCCUACAGUGAUCAUUCCUCUAUCAUUGCUACGUAUCAAACACCACCGAGAAUUAGGGAUAGGAAAACCGUCAAUGAAUAUUACUGUAUUGGAUUACAGUUUUAUCCUACAGUGAUCAUUCCUUUAUCAUUGCUACAAAUCAAACAUCACCUAGAAUUAGGGAUAGGACAACCGUCAUUGAAUUUUACUGAAUUGAUUCUGCAAUGAAUAUUACUGUUUUGGAUUACAGUUUCAUCCUUCAGUGAUAAUUCCUUUUCAUUGCUACAUAUCAAACAUCACCGAGAAUUAGGGAUAGGAAAACCGCCAAUGAAUUUUACUGUAUUGAUUUAGUAAUAAAGUUUCAUAUAAAAAUACCCAAAAGGCGAAUGUAGAUCUAUAAGGCUCAUCUUACACUUGAGCGACUCAGGUCGAGAAGAGACUCGACUCUAGUCGAGAGCAUGUGUUUCCAAAUGGUGACACUCAGACCAGUCGACUCUAGUCUCCGCGACUGUCACCAUUUGAAAACACAAUAUGCUCUCGACUAGAGUCGAGUCUCUUCUCGACCUGAGUCGCGUAAGUGUGAGUUGAGCCUGACUCUAACCAUUGAUAGAAUAGAAUUGAAUAGAAGAUGAAACAGAUAUAAAUCAACAGUUCACUCUGGACAACUAGAUGUAAACCAUAAUAUAGCUGAAUUGUAUACCAUUUUCUCAUUAUUCAACUUCAUAAUCAAUUCCAUAUAUGAAUUCAACAUAAAUCAUUCAAUUUUAUUGUAAAAACGAAAAUCUUUCAAGAAAUCUCUUCCUUCCAUUCCAUUAGUCUUCUUCCAUUUGUAUUUGUGAUAAAUAGUGUAUAUUAUUCGUUUUCUAGUGUGGUAAGAUAGUUUUAAGAUGUAGGAACAAAUAUAUACGUAAAUAGUAAUAAACAUAAAUUAUCAUGUUGAGUAAAAUGAUAAAAGAGUAUCAGUAUACCACAUAUCGUUGAUUGGUAUUAUAGAUUUUAUUAUAAAUUGUUUGAAAGGCGUUAGCAAUUGUUGAAAAUAAAGAUUUGUUAAGCUGCGUUUACAGCUAUGCUAUCAACAAAUGUUAAUAACUUAAUCCUUAUAGAUUCUAUUAGAUUGAACGGAGCUUGACAAACACAUAAUGUUCAUCAUGUGUAUGAUAAGUUAUGUUCAAUCAAAUAGAAUCUAUAAGGAUUAAGUUAUCAACAUUUUGUUAAUAACUUUGGUGUGAACGCAGCAUUUAGUUUGACGAAUAUAUUAAAACAUUGAUAAUUAUUCUAGGUUUCUCAGUGGCCAUUAUACUAUAGAGUUUAAGAGAAAUUUAGAUUGAGAAAUCGAAAAGUAUAGUGGUCGUAAAAAAUUGAAAUUGUUUUAAAAAUGGGAAAGAUGACAUUAGUCCUAGAUGUGACAAUAUUGAAUUAGAAAGUCGGGGAAUUAUUUGUGAAUAUCGUUGAAGUGAUACAAUUUCUGUAAUAAUUACUACAAUUAUUGUAGUUGGAGAAACGAAUUCAAAAAUAUUCAAUAACUGUUAAGUAAAAUUCCAUCUAACUAGACAUAAAUGGUUUCUAUUUGAGUCAAUCAAUAGACUUUCAAGAACAUUUUUAUCGUCUACAUCCAAUAAAUUUUAUUCGAGCUGUUCGUAUCUAUUUUGAAUAAAUAAACUUAAUCAUUCGUUUUAAUAUACAGAACUCAACGAACUAACAACCCCUCUAUGAAAGUAAUGUAAACCGAAUUGCCUGAUAUUAUUCGCUGUAGGCCUAUAUUGAAACAAAAAACGUUAGGAAGAUACCCAAAGUAUUAUGUAAACGGAAUUCACUUUCCUAAAUAAUAUAUAAUUAGGCUGUAUUCAGUAUACUAAAACAUCAAAAAUAUGAAACGAAUAUGAAAUCUUAAAAUGCCAAACUGAAGAGAAAAAAUUUUCUCCAUUUUUUAGUUUAAAGGAACCUAAUUCUUUAGUUUAGUAUAUGACGAAGUAUUGAGAUUAUUCUGUUCAUAUUUAUGUAUAGAUGAAUAAAAUUGUUACCGUACUGAGAA